AUGGCCAGCAGGAGUGAGAGUCAGGCAGCCGCUGUCGCUGCCAUUGCCGCAGCAAGCCAAUCUCCCCGCCAGCAACAAUAUCACGACGACAGUUCCGAGGACGAGAUCCCUGUGCCUAUGAAGCUGUCGGCUCUCACAAAGGCUUUGCUCAACGACGGCGCUCCGGAGCCCUUUUCCAAGCCUCCUUCACCUUCUGCUGUCAAGAGACGAACUAGCGCGUUGAGCAACAAUGUUCAUGCUGCGUCGGCUGCGUCGGCUGCGUCGGCUGCUGCUGGCACCGCUCCUUCUUUUGAACGCCGCGGCUUGCGGUCCGCAAGUGCGCAGUCUACAGAAGACAAGGGCGCAAGGGCCAGCCACGCGGGCCAGAGCCAGGAAACAAGCCCUGUUCGAAAGAGGGUUGUGCGCCUCGGGGGUAAUCCGCACAACAGCCUCAGCCAAAUGGGUCCAGGCACGAGACGGUCGAUAUCAACCUCUCGUUUGACCAGCCAAAGAGCCUCGGCUCCACCACCGCAUGGUCGGGCAAGUCAUCAAGAAAAGCCAUCAGAAAUCGAGCCAGAGUCUCAGGUCCAGCCUCAGCCUCAGCCUCAGCCUCAGCAGCAGGUCAACACUCCUUCGCACGGGGAGCGAGUCGUGCGAAUCGUCGCCGGCUCAUCUGCCAACCGAAGCCGCAUCGGCUCUUCUGGUGCUUCGUCCGCCCGAUCGAAUGUCGAACGCUCUGUGGCAGAUCAGUCCCACUUGGAGGCAGAGUUCGACCACUCCGAGGCUCCUGGAAGUGCUGCACAAAACUCCGGCAGCCAUGGUAGUGCAUCACGAUAUGGUUCGACGCGAAGCCGUCCCGACGACUUGAACCUGCAAAGCUCCAUGCGCGUCAAACGCGUUGGUAAGCUUUCAGGAAGCUUUCUCAGCGGCCCGGCGAGGAGAGGCCGACGGCGACAAAGUGAGGAGGACGGCGAGGCCCAUAACGAAGGAGAGCAUCCGGCACUAAACCACGAUGCCGAGCAGCGUGCUGCUGACGAAAUACCCGAGUCCUCCAUGUAUCAUGCCGCAAAUCAGUUCAAUUCAGGAAGCCCUGUCAGUGGCAAUGCGUCCCGGCCGGGACACAGGAGACAGGCUUCUGGUAUCGAGGUUCCUGAUCUCGGAUCAUCUAGGCGCUCUUCUCGUGGUGUCCAUUUCGACGCCCACCGAGACGAUCACAUCACCGUACCGGAGGCAAUGCUUCCCAAGCCGAUCGAGAUACCCUCAAACCAUGAUCAGGAGAAUGACUAUCCCAAAGCCUUCAAAAGACCGGUCAAGAUAGCCGCAGAUCAAAUGGCGGAGAAGCCCGUGGUUCGACCUUUGAGUGUUGAUGAUCUUGGUAGCGCCAAACCCGCCUCGCCGGAGCGAAAACCUCUUGCUUCACUGGUCAAUAACACGCCUCAUCGUGCUGCCCCUCCACCACCGCCGCCCAAGAUGUCCGUCCUGGAUGCCGCCACGUCCACAGCUGGAGCCGCUACAGCCACUCAGGCCAAGCAGCGCCGAAAUGUCCUUCGAGUGAAUGGCAAGUGCUACACCCGGCUGGACUGCCUUGGUCGAGGUGGCAGCGCCAAAGUAUAUCGCGUCACUGCCGAAAAUGGCAAGAUGUUUGCUCUCAAGCGAGUCGCCCUGGAAAAUGCGGAUGAGAACACCGUAGCGGGCUACCGAGGCGAAAUCGAUCUGCUGGGAAGACUCAAAGGCGUCGACCGCGUAAUUGAUCUCUACGAUUAUGAAUUGAAUUCGGACAAGCAAGCUCUGACUCUGCUCAUGGAGAUGGGUGAGCUCGACCUGAACAAGCUUUUAACAUCUCGUCAAAACCCCGAGUCGGCCAGGUUUGAUCCAGUUUUCGUCCGCUUCUACUGGAAGGAGAUGUUGGAAUGCCUGCAGUCGGUACACCAAUAUGACAUUGUCCACUCCGACCUGAAACCCGCCAACUUCGUUCUCGUCCAAGGUCGACUGAAGCUGAUUGACUUCGGAAUUGCCAAUGCCAUCCAGACGGAGCAGACUGUCAAUGUUCACCGUGAAAACCAGGUUGGCACGCCAAACUACAUGUCCCCAGAGUCAUUGAUGGACACAAACAACCCUCGCGGAGGGCGGAUGCCUGGACGCCCCAGGCUUGUCAAGAUUGGCAAACCAAGCGACAUUUGGUCCCUCGGCUGCAUCUUGUAUCAGAUGGUCUACGGAGUACCGCCGUUUGGCCAUAUUGCCAACCACAUGGCACGAUGUCAGGCCAUCAUCAAUUGGGAUCAUGCCAUUGAAUACCCGUCCCGAGCAGUUGGGGGAGUGCCGGUUCCUCAUUCCCUUCUUCGAACCAUGAAACGCUGUCUCAACAGAGAGCAACAUCUGCGGCCUACCUGCGAAGAACUUCUCCACAUCACCGAUCCCUUCUUAUACCCUGCCGAUUUCAGCGACAAGGCCCUCCCGAUUGACGAGGACAUGCUUGGCAGAAUCAUCCAAAACGUUGUCUCCAGAUGUCGCGAGAGAAUGCCUACCGAAGCCGAAAGUGCCAGCAUUUGGCGUCAAGCAUAUUGGACGAGUUUGCGAAAGGCCAUGGCCGACAGGCGAGUGUGA
Molecule: messenger RNA, 2583 nt
Organism: Ustilaginoidea virens
Lineage: Eukaryota; Fungi; Ascomycota; Sordariomycetes; Hypocreales; Clavicipitaceae
Exons: 2
Coding region: 1-2583 (860 amino acids)
Biological process (GO): peptidyl-serine phosphorylation; chromosome segregation; mitotic spindle assembly checkpoint signaling
Cellular component (GO): kinetochore; spindle; nucleus
Molecular function (GO): protein serine/threonine/tyrosine kinase activity; protein serine/threonine kinase activity; ATP binding
Source: RefSeq, a predicted model, not a curated record